AAAACUAGAUAUUGACGAGUGAAAACGCCUGAUAAGGGCACAUUUCUUUCGCUGUGUUGGCCACACUGGUGUGAAUUAGAAAAUUCAAGACAGUUUGUUAUUUUUCGGUAGAAAGAAGUGUUUGUUGGGUGGUGGGAAUUUAUAUGAUAUAUGCUUGCAAUAACAAAAUGACUCUUGGUGAAGUACAUAAUGGGAAUGUGUCGUCCCUGACAAAGAAUCGAGAUAUGAACGUAACGCAAACCAUUGAUACACAACAACAGAACAAUCAGGAGCAAACAGAUAAAAUGGCUUUAGCCUCAGUAAACGAAAAGAACAAUGUUAUAAAUAAACAUGCAGCAGCAGCAGCUGUAACAUCAUCUUCAAAACAGAAUGAAGCUACUAUUUCAUUUCUUCGGGCAGCACGCAGUGGUGACUUGGGAAAAGUAUUGGAGUUUUUGGAAUCUGGACAGAUUACAGAUAUCAACGCAUGCAAUGCAAAUGGCUUAAAUGCGCUCCAUUUGGCAGCUAAAGAUGGUUAUAUCGAUAUCGUGAGUGAACUGCUACGACGUGGCAUUAAAGUAGAUAAUGCCACAAAAAAGGGUAAUACAGCACUACAUAUUGCUUCAUUGGCCGGCCAAAAAGAAGUACUUAAAUUACUCAUCCAGUAUAAUGCAAAUGUGAACGUUCAAUCAUUAAAUGGUUUUACACCACUUUACAUGGCAGCCCAGGAGAACCACGAUGCGUGCGUUCGUUUCCUAUUAUCGAAAGGAGCAAAUCCAUCACUCGCCACCGAGGAUGGAUUUACACCAUUGGCUGUUGCCAUGCAACAGGGUCACGAUAAAGUUGUUGCUGUUCUUUUAGAGUGCGAUGUGCGUGGCAAGGUGCGUUUGCCAGCCUUACACAUUGCAGCUAAGAAGAAUGAUAUGAAUGCCGCUACUUUGUUGUUGCAGAGUGAGACCAAUCCGGAUAUUGUGUCUAAAUCGGGAUUUACACCAUUACAUAUCGCCGCACAUUAUGGCAAUGUGCAUAUUGCUAAUCUGUUAAUCGAGCAUGGUGCCGAUGUGAAUUUUACUGCAAAACAUAAUAUAACACCUCUACACGUCGCCUGCAAGUGGGGUAAAACUAAUAUUCUCGAAUUAUUGCUGUCAAAGAAUGCAAACAUCAAUGCCACCACGCGUGAUGGUCUCACACCACUGCAUUGUGCGGCUCGUUCCGGUCAUGUCGAGGUCAUUGAGAUAUUACUUGCGAAUAAUUCGCCCAUACUGUCGAAAACAAAAAAUGGGCUUGCGCCACUACACAUGGCAGCCCAGGGCGAACAUGAUGAAGCAGCACAGCUAUUAUUGGCUCACAAAGCGCCUGUUGAUGAAGUAACCGUUGACUACUUAACGGCACUGCAUGUUGCAGCGCACUGUGGCCAUGUGCGCGUUGCCAAGUUGUUGCUGAACUACAACGCUGAUGCCAAUGCGCGCGCUCUCAAUGGUUUUACGCCGUUACAUAUCGCUUGUAAGAAGAAUCGCAUCAACGUUGUUGAACUAUUGUUGAAACAUGGCGCCGCCAUUAGUGCCACAACGGAAUCGGGUCUGACGCCACUGCACGUCGCUAGUUUUAUGGGCUGCAUGAAUAUUGUCAUAUAUUUAUUGCAACACGAUGCUAUACCGGAUGCGCCAACAGUGCGCGGAGAAACGCCACUACAUUUGGCCGCAAGAGCAAAUCAAACAGAUAUUAUACGUAUUCUUCUGCGUAAUGGUGCACAAGUUGAGGCGCGUGCGCGCGAAGGUCAAACACCACUUCAUGUGGCCUCGCGUUUGGGUAAUAUUGACAUAAUUAUGCUGAUGCUGCAGCAUGGUGCAAACGUUGAUGCUGUAACCAAGGACAAGUACACACCAUUGCAUAUUGCUGCUAAAGAGGGACAAGAAGAGGUUGUUCAAGUACUCUUCGAAAAUAAUGCGGAAUUGGAUGCAGUCACUAAGAAAGGCUUUACACCACUCCAUUUGGCAGCUAAAUAUGGUAAGGACAAAGUGGUUGCCUUACUUUUGCAACGUGGUGCUAAAAUCGACUGCCAAGGCAAGAACGAUGUUACGCCACUACAUGUCGCGGCACAUUUCGAGCACUCGAAAGUUGUGUUUCUUCUACUUGAACGAGGCGCUUCUCCUUUGCUCUGCGCUAAAAAUGGGCAUAGUGCUCUGCAUAUUGCAGCUAAGAAAAAUGAAAUGGAAAUCGCACAGCAACUGCUGCAGCAUGGUGCAGAUCCCGAUGUACGCAGCAAAUCCGGCAUUUCGCCGUUACAUUUAGCGGCACAGGAAGGACAUGUUGAUAUGGUACAUUUGUUGCUGGAGCAUGGCGUUAGCGCAAACGUGCAAGCCAAAAAUGGUUUGACACCCUUGCAUUUGUGUGCUCAAGAGGAUAAAUCUGACAUAGCACAAAUACUCAUUGAUCAUCAGGCUAAUAUAUCCGAGCGUACCAAAGCUGGCUACACUCCUUUACAUAUAGCUGCACACUACGGCCAAAUAAAGAUGGUGAAAUUUUUACUAGAAAAUGAUGCUAAUAUCGAGAUGAGCACCAAUGUUGGCUAUACACCAUUGCAUCAAGCAGCACAACAGGGCCAUACAAUGGUCAUCAAUUUACUAUUGCGACAUAAGGCUAAUCCAAAUGCCGUUACCGAUAACGGUCAAACUGCGUUAAGUAUUGCAAAUAAUUUGGGCUAUAUUACUGCUGUUGAGACCUUAAAAAUAGUUACCGAAAAAUCUGUAACGAAUACUAUUACUGGCUCACUUGAAGAGAAAUAUAAAGUGGUUGCACCAGAAUUGAUGCAUGAAACAUUUAUGUCCGAUUCCGACGACGAAGGUGGCGACGAAAAUAUUGAUCAUCAGCAAUAUAAAUACAUGGCCACCGAUGACUUAAAAGCGUCCGAUCAGGAUAAUCAAAACUAUGACACAACCAAUAAUGACGACCACAACGAGCAGCAGCAACAAAAACAUAUUCAACAGGUGCACGCAGCAGGGCGUAGCAUUAUACAAAGCGAUAGAGUUAAAGAUGAUUCAGCAUCAGCGAAUCAAUUUUCCCUCAAGCAGAACGACAAUGUUGCGAUUACUCGACCUCCCGUGCAUUUGGGUUUCCUUGUGUCGUUUCUUGUGGACGCACGUGGUGGUUCAAUGCGCGGUUGCCGCCAUAGUGGUGUUCGCGUCAUUGUGCCCCCAAAGGCAUGUACGCAGCCAACUCGUAUCACCUGUCGUUAUGUGAAGCCACAAAGGGUACAUAACCCACCGCCUUUAAUGGAAGGCGAAGCCUUAGUCAGCCGUAUAAUGGAAUUAUCGCCUGUCGAGGGCAAAUUUCUUGGGCCUGUGGUGCUCGAGGUACCACAUUUUGGCUCAUUGAGAGAUAAGGAACGCGAAAUUAUAAUUUUGCGUUCAGAUCACGGCGAUAGUUGGCGCGAACAUACAUUGUUCGACAGUGAUGAGGUAAUCCUAGAUAUUCUACAGGAAACAAUUAAUAGUGAACUGAAUCCAAUGGAGGAUUUGCACACUAGUCGUAUUGUACGCAUUGUAACACGCAGUUUUCCACAUUUCUUUGCGGUAGUAUCGCGUAUUCGGCAAGAAGUGCAUGCUAUUGGCCCUGACGGUGGCACCGUCUCUUCUCAAGCGGUGCCGCAAGUACAGGCAAUUUUUCCGCCUAAUGCUCUAACAAAGAAGAUUCGUGUCGGUCUUCAGGCACAGCCAGUUGAUCUGAACGGUUGCUGCAAGCUUCUCGGCCAAGGAGUGGCUGUGUCGCCAGUAGUUACCGUAGAACCACGCCGACGUAAAUUUCACAAAGCUAUCACGCUCAGUAUACCAGCACCGAAGGCGUCUACACAAGGCAUGGUAAAUUCACCUUAUACAGGCAAUGCACCAACCUUGCGGCUUUUGUGUUCAAUAACGGGCGGGCAAAAUCACGCGGUCUGGGAAGAUGUAACUGGAUCAACUCCUUUCGCUUUCGUAAAGGAUAGUGUCACAUUUACUACAACAGUAUCGGCACGUUUCUGGCUAAUGGAUUGCCGUAAUAUCUCGGACGCUAGCCGUAUGGCCACCGAACUAUAUUCAUAUAUGACUCAAGUCCCAUUCAUGGUUAAAUUUGUGGUUUUCGCAAAAAGAAUCUCACCAACAGAGGCAAAGCUUUCCGUGUUUUGUAUGACAGAUGACAAAGAAGAUAAAACGCUGGAACAGCAAGAAUAUUUUACUGAAAUAGCGAAGAGCCGAGAUGUCGAGGUGCUUGGCGAUCAAGAUAUUUAUUUGGAAUUUGCUGGCAAUUUGGUACCUGUAUUGAAAUCAGGGGAACAGUUUAAUUUGAAGUUCCAGGCUUUCCGUGAGAAUCGCCUCUCCUUCACUGUACACGUCAAAGAUCAAGAGGAGCCUUAUGGGCGUAUAAGCUUUAUGAACAAGCCGAAAGUUGACACGAGUGAACCACCACAGCAACCAAUUUGUGUAUUGAACAUAUCGCUAGAAGGUUCUGAUAUUGUUAAAAGUGUCAAUCGUUUUGGUGGCAGCCAGAAAUGUUUGAAUAAUAUAACUAUUGAUCGUGGUCUCAAUUAUAAGGAUUUGUUAAAUGCUGGCUUCAAGUUAACAGCGUUGAAGUCUACAAAUGAUUUAGACGAAUCUAUAGACGCUAGAGAAGAUGGUCUAAACCAAUUGAAUGUACUGCAGUUACAAACGGAAAGAAACGACACAAUACACCGUGCCGAUAUACGGUUAUCGGAUAUAUGUAAUUUUAUAGAUGGCGACUGGAUGCGCUUGGCCAAAGAAUUGGGUGUACCCGAGACCGAUUACGAGGUUAUUAAUGCGGAAUACACGGAGAGUUCAUCUCAAAAGGCAAUGGUUAUGCUGCGACUUUGGGUGCGGCAACAAGGUCCUAAAGCCACUGGCAACAUCUUAGAACAUGCUUUGCACAAUAUUAAUCGAAGCGACAUUGUAGACAAAUGUAUGUUUAAUGUGGAACUUGUGACGGAUGACAUUGAAAGUGACAUGGCUAAAACUGAACUCGAUCGAUUGGUUGGUAGUGGAUUAAAAACGCAUUUAAGUGAAAACAACGAAAGAAAUGACGACUUACAAACACCACAAACUAUGAACACCGUUUUUAGUUUGAAUGAAUAUAUGCCAAAAGAAGAUAUAAUCAAGGAAACUGAAAUUCAAGUAAACAUUGAUGGGAAUAAUGUAAUAUUACCAGCUAAAAUAGAAGGCAAUUCAGAAGAACUAAAAGGUAUUGCUGAAAAUGGGGUAUCAACAAAAACGCCGCCACCAACACCCAAUAAUAUUUCACAAUUCAUUGAAACGAACUAUGAUAUAGAUAAUAUAAGACGAAUCGCAGAGGAGCACAUACAACAAAUUUUAGAUGAAGCUCAGAAGAACAUCGAAGGCGAUGGUUAUCCUCAAGCUAUUAUUCAGCACAACAAUGUUACAACCAAUGUACAAGAAAUAAAGAAUGUUGGGGAUGGUUGGAAAACUGACGCAACACAAACACAGGUUAUUAGUGCAAACACUGAUAACGCGUUACCUACAUUCAAAAUGCAUCAACAGGAACACAUUGUACAGCCAGAAGAUGCUAUCAUUCAACACAUUAUUGAUCGUACAACCGACAUUAAUGUAAUACCGCAUGUCUAUGAAGGCAUUAACUCAACAACACACUACCGCAGUGACGGGCAUGAAAAAAAACCGCAUUUGUUAGAUAAUGAGCAUCCAGAAGAUGCACUGCUUCAAGAAGUUAUGAAUAAACUGUCAGUUGGAGGUGACGCGACGUUAGAAAGGGUGUCUUCAAGUAUAACUGCAACUGUCAACGAUGGUAAUGGCACAGCAUUAAACUCUACAGUUGGCGCAAUCAUCAGUGAAAAUUUAAGUAAUCAAUUUGUACAACAAGAAACUGCAUUACCACAACCAGAUGCAUUACGUGUAGAUAACUUGGGCACGAUUUCUGCCACUGACGACGAUAGCCAACAACAACAUAGCCCAAUACAAGUAUCUUUCGGAUUUCCGGAGAGUCCUUAAAAAUUUAAGCAUCAAAGCAACAUAAGUACAGAUUUUAAAGUAUGAAUAUAGCGCACAACUACCGUAACAGUUGGAACCACGUAACCUGUUGCUUGGGAAUUUACGUUUUGCUCGUGCACUAUUUUUAUUCAAGAAAUUUGAUUACUUUCUUUAUUGUAGUUUAAGGUACUACGCUACCAGAACAAUAGAAUGACUCGAAAGUCGCUAAUUUAUAUUUCAUUAGAUGAUGAUAUCUACGAGUUGCUAAAUUUUUUUCUGCCAAGUAAGAUUUAAAAAAGCCGGAAAGGAACUGGUAAACAAGUUUUUUUAAAACGAUAUCUGCUUAACAAAUUGAUUUGGACAGUACUGUUAACAUAUGGUCAUUUAUUAAGUUCGGCAAGAAAAUUAUUAUCAAUAUGCUAUGUAGGUUUCAACGAUCCGAAGAAUUAAAUUUAAAACAUUAAAUUAAGCAAGGGACAGUGGCAAAUUUAACUAUGCUUUAAGCCUAUAACGAGUUCUCGAAAUACAGUUGUCCAUAAAAUAAUACUAUAUCCCAGAAGAAAAAUGCUUUUACCCCCGUAACGUUUUUGAAACCCCAGUUGAAGUUUUUUUGUAGCAAUUUUUAUUUAGAUCUGCUAGUCCCACCAUCAUAAAAAUUACUUUAGAAAACUAUAUUUGGUUUUCAAAAUGUAUCUUAUAUUAGGUAUAUAUUCACAAAAUAAUUGAAUUAAGUAAAUUAUAAUUUUUACCAUUUAUUUCUAUUUAAAGGCUGGUUCUCUACCUAGUACAGUAAAGGAAAGCUUGCAUUGCUUUUUUUUUUUAAUUUUUCUCUCGUACUAGUUAGAAAACACCUAUUUUUAUGUGUAGCUAUUUAUUUUAAAAAUAAAUACAUAUUCGUGAAAUGUGAAUUAUGUUCUUUAAAUAUUUGAGUCACUACUCCUGGUAUUUGGUGGACAACUGUAUCUACUAUACGCUUUGUUUACGCGUACGUUUGUACCAGGACAUAGAAAGACUAAACUGUCUAUAAAAUAUAUACAUUCUUAUAUAAUACAUAUAUAUUCGAAACAGAUUUCGCUUUCUUCAUAGUGCAACUCCUGUUGAUAUCUGAUAUAUUACAUCAUUAUAUGAAGUUGAAUUUACACACAAAAAAAUAUACAAACGAAACAUAUAAAAUGUCUAAUACAAGGUUGCUUAAAAUUAAAUAUAUCAUGUGUUUUCUAUAAGAACAAAAUGCUUAUUCACCUUUAUAUUAGGCCCAAUGAAGAAGCAGAAAUAACAAUAACUAUGCAUGCUAAAAGUUGAUACUUGUAUUCUAACAUAUGAAAUAAAUAAAGUAUUUUAACAUAACAA
Molecule: messenger RNA, 7319 nt
Organism: Zeugodacus cucurbitae (melon fly)
Lineage: Eukaryota; Metazoa; Arthropoda; Insecta; Diptera; Tephritidae
Product: ankyrin-3
Exons: 12
Coding region: 144-5990 (1948 amino acids)
Biological process (GO): signal transduction
Molecular function (GO): protein binding
Source: RefSeq, a predicted model, not a curated record